AUGGAUGUGCGGGGCCAAUUUGCCUCUUUCUGGCUAAAUCAUACUCUUGUUGUGCUGCUUAUACUCUUUCAACUGCCUAUCCUGUCCCGAAUAAACAACUCUCUCCGUGACAAGAUGUUUAGAGCUAACCUCCAUUUACAUCCACAUCCAAACUCUCAAUCGAAGCUUGUGUCAGGACCUCCGGGUGCUUUCCCAACCUUUACAAAUAUCACCAAUAAUGGCACGGACUUCUCCCGUACAAUCAUUCUGACGCCGGAUACACCCAUUCAACCUAUCGGUAGGAGUAGCAGAAACACGUCAAAGGGUUUGGUAGCCGACCGGAACAAUGGUUUCUUUGAGUCAGCUGUGAUGAGCCGAGCACAUGCUGAAGUCCGGCUUAUUUUGGAGCCAGAACGGAAGAUAAUAAUCAAAGACACCAAGUCUAUGCAUGGUACUUUUGUGAACGGAUUACAACUCGUUGAAGAAGAAACUGCAGAGUUACGACAAGGUACUGAAGUCACGUUUGGCUGUGAAGUUACAAGAGGCGAAGAGGUUUUCCCCCCGAAAACAUUUCGUUGUGAUAUUGUGUGGGAAGAUAUGACUCCACCAAAGGCGCCCGAGACUUCGGCAACGUUGGGCUUGGCCGAAACAGGCAAGAUCCGUGGUUAUGGAGUAACUGCAGAGGAUCUCACGUAUCACUCAGGAGAAGACUUCGAAGAUGAAGAAGGUGGAGAGGAUGAUGAGGAGGAAGACGACGAAGAGGAUGCAGAAAUGUCCUAUCUAGACCUCCCGCCCUCUGAUGAAGACAAGGCUUCUUCUUUCUUUGGUGAAUCUUCGCCCAGUUCUACAACUGACUCACCCAUAACACAAACCAUAAAGCCUGCAUAUGUUGGAGCAUCCACCUCAAAGGCACCUUACUACGCAGAUGAGGAUAUUCCUGUUAGCCAUGAGCGGAGCACAAAGGAUAUGUCAGUUGAUGCCUUGACAAAAGAUUCGGAGCGUGAGGAACAACUGAAGAGGAAAAUCGAGGAGAUGACAUCUAGGAAAGAGAAUGUCCCCGAACCCAAUUACGAUUUUGCUGGAAUGCGAACAACUACCGGCCAAAGGGUUUCAAUUGGAAGUUUAAUGAACAAAACUGCGGACUCUAAUGCUCAUUACCAGGGCGAAAAGGACGAAAAUUCUGUCGAAGUUAUUCCGAAGGAGACAUUUCUAGCCUCAGCCAAGGCUAAGGUUUCAUCUGAAUCAAAAUCUAAGAAACCUAUUAUCAUCGAAGAUGAUGUAGAGAUGUUUUAUGAGGAAGAUGAAUUGCACCUUAUCGAUACUAAAGAUGGUGCUGAACAGGAUGAGGAUGAAGAUGAUGAAGAUGAGCAGAUGUCUUCUGAGGAAGAGGAAGAGAGAGAUGAGGAGGAGGAGGAGGAAGAAGAUGAGGAGGAGGAGGAGGAGGAAGAGGAAGAUGAGGAGGAAGGCGAAGAAAACGAUAACGGUGAAGGCGAAGUAAAAAAGAGAGAGUCUUAUCUUUGGCCCAACUUUUAUGCAGGUAUCGACGCACGAUCUCAUGUAGAACCGAGGCCUAUGACCCCCCCAACUAUUGCGACAGCUUGUAAGACUUCGGCUGCCCCUCUCGAUCCGCUUCUGGCACCAAUUCCCUCGAAACCGAGCUUCCGAUCGCCUAUUGAUGAGUUAACUCAUGCUGCCGCCGCCGCUGCUGCAAUGCAGGCACCUACACCGCCCUCAAUAGCUAAACUCCCACCGCUAUCAAAACUCCACACUGAAACUAUAAUUAAAAAGACUCCUUCCGGGGCUUCCCAUAUUCAUUGGCUAGGGGACAAGACACCAACCCAGGGGCCCUUCCCUCUUUUCCCCGAAAUGGCACUUUGUAACAUGGAACGCAAGAAGGAGUAUUUUGAAGCAAGAGAAGUCAACGGUACUCGGAUAAGAGAUACACGAAUUUCAAAUGAGAUGCAUGCUGUCUAUUCCCAAACCCUUCGUUCGGGGUCGAAGUCACCUGCACAGCCAUACAUUGUUGAUGGUGUUCCAUGGGUACAUGGUUCAAAGAGCAAUGAAACACCAGAGGAAGCGGCAUGUUUGUUCCCGGUAACUUCGGAUUCUGAUAAAUACAAUCCAAUGAAGGGUAUGGCCGAUGAGGCCAUGCCAUCUCCACCGGCAACCAUAACUUCUCAGGCAAAGAAGCUCUCAGAAGACGCUGCGCCAAUUGUUGAGAAAAACAAAGAGGCCUUUGAAACCAGAUUUCCAAAUUGGUGGCCACAGUGCGAAGUGGCUUUCGACAAUGAAGAAAACUCUGAAGUGCGCUGGGAUGAUGAAGAGGUUGUGAACGACCAAGAUGGGGAGUAUGAUGAAGAGGAAGACAACAUGGAGCAAGACCCGGAAACUGGGGCUGAAGAUGAUUUGGACGAUGCAAACAUUGAGGAUGAAUUUGAUGAGGAAUACGAUGAUGACAUGGAGUCCGAGUUUGAAGAGGAACAGCAGGAUGAUGAUAUUCGCACAGAUUUGAGCGAGUAUGGAGGUUCACACACACAAGCUCCGGCCAUAUUUCAAAAGGCGUUCAAUAUUGCUUCGUCUUCUGUCACGUCUUCCGAUAAUUCGGGUUUUGGAAGGACAAGUGCAUCCGAGGCUGGCAAGGGAGAUUUUACCAAAUCUCGUGGAUUCUCUAUAAGCAAUCUUGUAAACGAGAAUACUGUCACCCCAAGGCCUCAGCCGGCAGUGACUGGUACCUUUUACCCUGCCCGAGCCCCCUUUAGGACGCUUCAUCAAAGUCCCGAACAGCUUACACCCCAAAACACAGCAAAUAUUUCAUCUCCUCAAAUCAGGAAAGAGAAUUCUAUGGCUGAUCUUCUUAACCCUACUUCUCCGGCAGCGGGAUCGAAGCAGAUGGGUUUUCUUGCCGGCGGCAACACCGGUACUCGUAACCUUGAUGAGACCGAUGAUGAUCUUGAGCACCAGGAGGAGAACAAAGAAGAGGGAUGGAAGAAGACACUCAUGUCACCUACUAACCCUACGGAGAGCGGUGAUCCAUCGAAGAAAGCUCCUACCGUAACAGCGAAUACCGCAGUGCAGGUCUCUGCGGCCGAUAUUAAAAUGGCAGGAGCGGGAGGUGAAGUUGAUGCCGAGCCUCCUAGGAAGAGGGCAAAGACAACUAGUAGCGGUCGCCAAAUUGCGAAAUUUGCUGCAACUGCUCUGGUCGGCGCUAUUGUUGGGGGUGUUGGCGUGUUUGCGGCCUUGGUUGCGACUGCCCCUGUGGACCUUUGA
Morchella importuna is the source of this 3246-nucleotide messenger RNA. RefSeq lists its product as uncharacterized. The coding region runs from base 1 to 3246 and encodes 1081 amino acids. The transcript has 9 exons. The record is from RefSeq and is a predicted model, not a curated record. Lineage: Eukaryota; Fungi; Ascomycota; Pezizomycetes; Pezizales; Morchellaceae. Gene Ontology annotation, molecular function: protein binding.